Messenger RNA from Dujonia railenensis, 1359 nucleotides. NCBI's taxonomy places the organism in Eukaryota, Fungi, Ascomycota, Pichiomycetes, Serinales, Debaryomycetaceae. The record is from the annotation of a GenBank genome assembly.
AUGAAUAGACUACAUCAUGAUCAAUACCUGUCGCGGCGCUACACUGAGAAACUGAUCCCCAUAGAGUAUUCCGAGGAAGACGACGACUACGUUGUAGAAAAUUAUAAUGAGUUCGAGUAUAACCAAUCUGAAGGAGAAAGGCAUCUGGAUAUCAAAAAGUUGAAAAAGCAGAGCAUUUCCAGAUUGCACAAUAAAUGGAACGAUAUCUUAGAAAGAUACUCUAGGAUAGAUGAUUCGAAGGAAAGUGAUGAGAUAGAUAUUAUAACGGGUGAUAUUAUCACGGAUAAUGGUCAUUUGAGGUCAAUGGGUAUCAACCAAGAGAGAAACCCUAACAACCGUAGCUUAUCGAAUAUAUGGUCGGUCAACUUUGAUUGGGAGAAUGAUAAUUUAAAUGCGAAGAGAAAGGAGUCAAGAUUGAAGAAGAAGAAGCUGGAAUUGAGAGCAAAGUUGAAGGAACAGGACCUCUUUCAUGUAUACAAGGAUACGACGAAAAGAGUGCUUGAAGAUCCGAAAAAUCGGGAAGUCUGUAAUGACAAUAUGCUAUUGUUGACUCCUUCACCAGUGAAAAGAGCAAGGUUGGAGAAAGAGAACGAGAGCAAGGCUCCCCCACCUCCUAAAUUGUUCCAGAAUGAGCUUAACGGACUAAUGCCUAACUUAAUGAGAGAUUUGGGCUCAAGUAGCUCAAAUAAUGUAGAUUUAAUGACGGACUCUGCCACAGAAUUGAUUGAUAAUGAGGACUCCGACCCUGGAUCGGCAUCAGACUCACUCAGUGAAAGGAGUUCCAGCUUUGAUGAUGAGUAUCUGAUCGUCUCAUCACCAUUGCAGCCGAAAUCUAAGAGAUCAAUCUACAAUUGCGCAUUCGAGAAUUGCCACUAUUGUACGGGGAACAAGUCGCUAUACCAGAGCCACUUGCUAGAGAAGCAUUCGGUGACAUUAAGAGAGUUGGGUUAUCCGGUUAGUCUUGAUGGAUCAGCGACUCAAAACGACACAAUUUCCCUUAGCUCUAAACGCGAAUUACUAAGAGACUUUCCAUUAGUUUUGGAAGUCCCGCCAAUUCCCGACACGUUUAAUGGUAGGCCAAUAGUAUGUGGACACAAAAUGCUGAAUGGACUUGAGUGUAAGAAAUUCUUUCUCGAUGAUUUACAAGACCACAAAUGCUCUCACAAAAGGCAAGUUUUGCUUUGUCCAUUACUAGGAUGUGGAUUCAUGACCGAUGAGGGAUACUUAUCAUGGAGAAAUCACUUUAUUGAGGAGGGUCACUGUAGAGAGUACGUGAGCUCUAAAUCCAUGAACGCAUUCAAUGGCCAACAAACACAUGACGAUGGCUACGAUUCCAUAGAGGAACUAUUCAGUGAUUAG